GCAAGCUUCACAGCUGUGGCGGUGCAGCAUCACCUUUGACUUGAUCACACCCAAGCUUGCAUGGGCCAAGCAGCACUAGGCAGGGGUCUGCAGCACGCUUAAAACGUCAUGACGUAUGAUUCCAAUUCGACGGCGGCUACCAGAAAGGCAAACAGCAGUUCACAGGUCCAUGAUGGCAUACUUUGCAGCGCGUUGGUGUCCAUGCGCCGCCGUUCAAGCUUGUUCCGGGGGGGUUAGUUGUGGCUUGUACCUUAUUAGCCCUGACACAGGCAAGCAAGCAACCUUGGAAUGCCAUCAGAUCGGGUUACCUCAGCCUGGGUUGCCAUGACAUGUUCUGUAAUGUAAUGUCAUGUAAUGUAAUGCAAUGUAGCAGCCAAGCUAAAGCCAAGCUUGCCUCUAUUCAUGCUUCUGUGGCUUGACCUGCCUAUGACGCAACAUGGAAACCAGCGUUUCUUCCUUUUCCUUGGCCGGAAUGCAUGGAAAGCGCCAAGAUGACUGGCAAUAAAUAGUACAUGACUUCGCAGAAACCUUCUUGCCAUUUCCAUCUCCCUCUUCAUUUGCGCUUCAACUGCUUUCAGCUUAUUUCCGACUAGAAAUCUUGUCAUUCUUCACCCUACACCAACGCAAAAAACGCUUAUACAUAGGCUCUCUUCCCACGGCUCGACAACAACUCGUACAUAACAACCUACUCUCUGAGCUUCCGAGCUUUCAACACUAUUCACCAUGCCUUUCACAUCCAGCGACGUCGCCAAGAUCAUUGUUGCCAUCCUCCUGCCGCCCGUAGGAGUCUUCCUCGAGAGAGGCUGCGGUGCCGACUUCUUGAUCAACAUCCUGCUCACAAUCUUGGGUUACAUUCCCGGAAUCAUCCACGCUCUGUACAUCAUAUUGAAGUACUAGAGCACCUCCACCACGCUUCGUAUCCGCCAG
This is a messenger RNA of Trichoderma atroviride IMI 206040, 927 nucleotides long. The record is from RefSeq and is a predicted model, not a curated record. NCBI's taxonomy places the organism in Eukaryota, Fungi, Ascomycota, Sordariomycetes, Hypocreales, Hypocreaceae.